UGUUUUCAAAACCCAAGCAACAGGCGAUCAAUACUUAGACCGCUUCAGUGGCACGCAAGUCUGAGCUGGAUUGUGUUGUGUAAAAAAAAUUAAAAUUUAAACUUGCCUGUAUAGCCGUGUAUAGAUUUUCGGUAAAGAGGCGCUGGUCGUGGCGGACUGCGAGAACUCUGCUGUAGCGGGGGGCGUCGGCCUCGCCGUGAGUAGCAAGGUAUAUCCAAGUCCGGGGGCGGCGCGCGGCGUGUGGGCGCUGCCACAGCCGCCCCCGUGCACGAUGGCCGCAGAGGAAUCUCUCCCACAGGGCUCACCCAUGUCGCCGGAUGCUCCAGUCGCACCACCCAGGACUAUCACGAGUUUCAAUCAAUACUCCGAUUUGCACCAACUAAUAUUUGAGGCGGUUCGAUCAGGAGAAGUAUCGGAAAUCGAACGCCUGGUUGAAAAACUUGGAGUGGAAGUCUUGAAUGCUCGGGACCAGCAUGGCUAUACUCCCGCACACUGGGCAUCGCUUGAUGGGAGCGUGGCGGUCAUGCGAUACCUCGUGGAAAGAUCAGCUCCUGUCGAUCUUUCCUGUCUUGGCACUCAGGGGCCGCGUCCGAUACACUGGGCUUGCCGCAAAGGACAUGCAUCUAUCGUUCAAGUUCUCCUUCAGGCCGGUGUUGCUGUCAAUGCUGCAGAUUUCAAAGGUUUGACACCUUUAAUGACAGCUUGCAUGUAUGGUAAAACAGCCACAGCUGCUUAUCUGUUAGGAAUGGGUGCAGCUACAAGACUGUCUGAUAUCAACGGAGACACAGCCUUGCAUUGGGCGGCAUAUAAGGGACAUGCAGAUGUAGUUCGUCUUUUAAUUUACUCUGGAGUUCCAUUACACUGUACUGAUAAUUUUGGUUCGACACCCCUACAUUUAGCAUGUUUGUCGGGAAACUUAACUUGUGUUAGAUUACUCUGUGAAAAGGUAAAGGCUGAGUUAGAGCCGCGCGAUAAAAAUGGAAAAACACCGCUAAUGCUAGCACAGAGCCACAGGCAUGCAGAAGUUGUGAAAUUACUGCAAAAGGAAAUGAAACGUAAAUCCCAUUGGAUACCCCCACUGUCAGAGUUAUGGGCGUUACUGUUCGGCGGCGCUGGUGAUUCUAAAGGGCCACUGUUGUUCUUUUUAAUCUCAGUUUUAUUGUGGGGUUAUCCUAUGUACGUGAUUAGGUGUAUUCCGCUGACGUGGAACACGCUUCGUCUCUCACACUAUUGUUUUCUGUACUGGAAUGCUAUUAUGUGGAUGAGUUGGUUGAUUGCCAACAGACGUGAUCCCGGAUACGUGCCGCAGAAUUCGGAAACAUACUACAGAGCUAUAAGACAAAUCCCUUAUUACGAUAAAUGGAAGAAGAGAAAUAUUAUAUUGUCACGACUGUGUCAUACGUGUCGAUGCUUAAGACCUCUGAGAGCAAAACAUUGUCGUAUCUGCAAACGUUGCGUAGCGUAUUUUGACCAUCACUGCCCGUUUAUCUACAACUGUGUCGGAGUUCGCAAUCGAAUGUGGUUCUUCUUGUUCGUGAUGAGCGUUGCGAUCAACUGCACAUUAUCGAUCUACUUUGCCUGUUAUUGUCUACUGCUCGAGGGAUUCGGUCUGCUGUAUAUGCUGGGGCUACUUGAAGCUAUUACUUUUUGUGCUCUCGGUUGGAUCUUGACUUGCACUUCGGUGCUGCACGCCUGUAUGAACUUAACCACAAACGAAAUGUUUAAUUACAAACGAUAUCCAUACUUGAGGGACAAACGAGGAAGAUACCAAAAUCCAUUUUCACGUGGACCCAUCAUGAAUCUGUUCGAGUUUUUCGUGUGCCUGCCGGAUAAAUGCGACGACCAUGACAUUUUUCACGAAGAAAGUAUAUAAUGGCUUCGUUUGCAAAUUAAAUUACUGAAGAUUGUUUAGUUAUGUAAUUAAAAAUUCAAUUACCUAUUCAAGAUUUUAAAUUACUGACACUCACCAAAGCUAAAGACGUUCAAAAUAUGAAAUAUGCACAAUAAAUUUACGCAAUAAAUAAAUGGCAA
Bombyx mandarina (wild silkworm) is the source of this 2031-nucleotide messenger RNA. It is a transcript of the gene Patsas, whose product is annotated as palmitoyltransferase Patsas. Gene Ontology annotation, molecular function: protein binding; palmitoyltransferase activity. Gene Ontology annotation, biological process: protein palmitoylation. The record is from RefSeq and is a predicted model, not a curated record. Gene Ontology annotation, cellular component: Golgi membrane. Lineage: Eukaryota; Metazoa; Arthropoda; Insecta; Lepidoptera; Bombycidae.